CGGCUCAGCCUUCCCGAAGGCGUCGGUGUGAGGAGAAGGCGGCGAAGCGAAGGGGCUCGCGGCCGGUGUCGUCGUCGUCCUCUCGCCCUCCGAGCCUCCGGUGGUCGCGGCGGCGGCGCUGCUGCUGUUGCGGGCCGGCCAUGGCGAUGGACGCGAGCGGCAAGGAGAAGGAGGCACUGCAGCUCCUCGCCGAGGCCGACAAGAAAGUGCGCGGCUCCCACGGCUUCUUUUCGGGGCUCUUCGGGGGUGGUUCCUCCCGGAUCGAAGAAGCAUGUGAUAUCUAUGCAAGAGCAGCCAAUAUGUUUAAAAUGGCCAAGAACUGGAGUGCUGCUGGGAAUGCUUUCUGCCAGGCUGCCCAGCUGCACCUCCAGCUGCAGAACAAGCACGAUGCUGCCAUGAGCUUUGUGGAUGCAGGCAAUGCCUUCAAGAAGGCUGAUCCUCAAGAGGCCAUUAAUUGUCUCCUCAGAUCUAUUGAGAUCUAUACGGACAUGGGUCGGUUCACCAUCGCAGCCAAGCAUCACAUAACAAUAGCGGAGAUCUACGAGGCAGAGCUGGUGGACAUCGAAAAGGCGAUAGCCCAUUAUGAACAAGCUGCAGAUUAUUACAAAGGUGAAGAGUCCAACAGCUCUGCUAACAAGUGUUUGCUGAAAGUGGCCACCUAUGCGGCGCAGCUGGAGCAGUACCAGAAGGCUGUUGAGAUCUACGAGCAGGUGGGCACCAGUGCCAUGGACAGUCCCCUACUGAAGUACAGCGCAAAGGAGUACUUUUUCAAGGCUGCGCUCUGCCACUUCUGCAUUGAUAUGCUCAACGCCAAGUUGGCUGUACAGAAAUAUGAAGAAAUGUUCCCAGCUUUCUCAGACUCCAGAGAGUGCAAACUGGUUAAAAAAUUGCUAGAUGCUCACGAAGAACAGAACAUUGACAGCUACACUGAAUCAGUGAAGGAGUAUGAUUCCAUCUCUCGCCUAGACCAGUGGCUCACCACCAUGCUCCUGCGCAUCAAGAAAACCAUACAGGGUGAAGAAGAGGACCUGCGCUAAGCCACUGCCCUCCAGCCUUCUGCCCCCUUGUCUGCAGAACUCUGCAUGGAUCCGCAUUGGGGGAGGAGAGGGGUCUUGGCACAAAGGAACUGGACUUGGAUGACAAACAGCUUAUUAAUGCUCCCUUUCUCACCUCUCCUCUCCCUGCAACCAGCUCUUCGUACUGCAGGAAACAGGGCUGGGGAGUGUCACCUGUGGACUAGCUCCAACUGGAGAGAAAUGAAGGCUGUACCACGAAGGUCUCCAUUGUUUGUUGGCUGUCUUCCCCUUCCCAGUGCAGCUGCUUCCUGAGCUGGUGUUUCCAUCCUUCUGAUGGCUUAACAUUUGUAUGGCUUAAUAUUUAAAGCCUCUUAAGCGAAUUCAUCCGAUGGCUCCAAUUUCCUUUCUUCCUCCCAGAAAACUUGAAGCUCAUCCUGGGGUGGAAGGUGGCCUCUUUCAGUUGAAGAGAUGCCCAAUCCCUCCUCCUAUGACAUCCCUCUGACCACACCUUUCCCCUUACCUCAGGCAGGGCUUGCAAGGCUGGGAGGCACCACCUUUUCCUUGAGCUUCUGUUGUAUUAAAUCUGUUGUGCAAAGAGCGGCGUUGCUUUCUCUUCUCACGACAAAAAAUACAGCUGCUGGAGCUGGGUCUUGCAUAGAGGCUGGCUCCUUCCCUUUCACGUACUGUCGGAGAUCUGAAUUCCCCAAAAUUCUAGAUAUUCACCUGGUGUAUCUGGUAACGCUGCUGCUUCUCCCGACGUAGGAAGGUCUCUCGUUGCACCCAAACUACCAUCUUGAAUGCAUAUAGGAAAACGUAAUCCCAGUGGAAUUCCCUUUUCCCUUGUCCUUAGAAGUCAACGCCACUCGCCCCAUACAGUGUAUGAGAGUCUGGGGUCAUAAUGUAUAUUUAUUGCCAUUCUCUAGGGGAUGCAGGAUGCUCCUCCUCCUGUUGCCAAUAUGGCAAGAGGCAGACGCAUCCUGAACCAUGCAGCAGAUAGCCAAAAACUCCUUUAGUGCUAGUACGCUGUGUGCAGGCAGUCCUGUUCUUUGCCAUCUUCGCUCGCGUGGUGGUUCUCCUUCAGGCAUAAUUUGAGGAGAGCCCUCCUUCUGCUAAGCGUUCUGUGUUCCAUGCUCUUUGUCAUGCAGCUGUGUAUUCUGGGUUUUCUCUUGUGUUGGCUUUAGAAAAAAGCAAAACUUCUAUCAUGUAGUCUGGGACAAAGGGGUUGAUACUUGACGGGGGAUUCUUAUGUUAACUUUUUAUUCCAGUGGGCAAGGGGGGGUGGAAUUAAGAAGUGCUGCUGCAUGUUUUAAAAUCUCCACCAGAAAGUGACUGAUAAUACUAAAAUUACUUGCACAAACAAUAAAGUUUGCAUGGGUGGAAAAAAAGCUUAUGGUAAUAAUGUCUAACAGUAGCACCUGUAGCUUAAGUUUCUGCUGCUUGUCUUAAGUUACUUGCAUGUUUCUGGGUGUACUUCUUGAUGUUUUCUUCUUUCCCAGUGUUUCAGGACUAAUUCUGCCACCUUCCCAGCAACCCUUCUAAGUUGUGAUUCUGUUUCUGAACACUGGCUGUGAUUUUCUGUCUAUAAAAACAUAAUUGUAUGCUUGACUCUAGCUGCCUGUCUCUGUAAUCUUCAGACCUGAAAAAAAAAUGUGAUGGAGCUGGGACAUCACUUAGAUGAGACUGGGUUUUCAGCUUCUCAUCCUACGCUUUGGAGAGCCGCUUACAGGAUUGAGGGCUGCGUGUUCUGUGCUUCCCAAAAGCAAUAAAAUCCAGCAUCAUGAAAAGCA
Molecule: messenger RNA, 2803 nt
Organism: Varanus komodoensis (Komodo dragon)
Lineage: Eukaryota; Metazoa; Chordata; Lepidosauria; Squamata; Varanidae
Gene: NAPA
Product: NSF attachment protein alpha
Exons: 11
Coding region: 141-1037 (298 amino acids)
Biological process (GO): intracellular protein transport; synaptic transmission, glutamatergic; SNARE complex disassembly
Cellular component (GO): vacuolar membrane; terminal bouton; synaptobrevin 2-SNAP-25-syntaxin-1a complex
Molecular function (GO): syntaxin binding; soluble NSF attachment protein activity
Source: RefSeq, a predicted model, not a curated record